GGGGCGUAUACGUGUGUUUUUAAAUGUAAACACGGCGAGGGACGAGUCAGCUGUUUUUGGCUGCAGGAGCAACUGCUACUACUACUGCUACUGCUCCUUGUACUAUGCAUGAUGAACUUGUCUUGCUGCUGCGCGAGGGACUUUGCGGUGACUCUGCCCCCCGAGAUGAGCGUGAAGAUCUUCGGCGAGCUGGACGCCAGGAGCCUGUGCCGCGCCUCGGCCACGUGCCGCCGGUGGAACGCCAUCAUCCGGGACAGCCCGCAGCUGUGGAGGACACAAUGUCUCAGCAUCAUAACGCUGUGCCACAGGGAGGUGGACGCCGACCGCAGGAAUGGACUCUCCUGGAAGGACUCGCUGGCGAGGAACUACAUUCGCAGCCGCGUGAAGCUGGGCUGGCUGUCCGGUCAAUAUAGCAAUGUGGCGUCGGCCGGCGAGCUGCGCGGCAGAAAGAUGGCGCCGAUGGACAUGGAAACCUGGGGAGAAAUCCUACAGGCUGAGCUGGACCGAUGACUUCAUUGGCAUUGCUGUUCUUAUUUUCCCUAAUUGUAUGUGGAUCUUUUAUUGUUUUUUUAAAAUACAUUUUUGUACUUAUAUAAGAUCACAAGCAUGAGAGAGACUGAAUGCGAUCAGCUCACAUACACCAAGGACGGGGGAAAGUACUGAUUUUCAUUGUUACUGUGACAGUAACAAUAAAGUUCUAAUUUAUUCUUUAAAAAAAAAGUAGUAUCCCAUUUUUAAUCUCUAAUCUGGGCCUCGCAAUAUUUACAUGAUCAAGACUCCAGGAAUAUUUGUUGCAUUCAUUUUGAUUUUUUUUUUUUUUACAAAUGUAUUAUUGUUAAUUUAUGUUAGUAAAAAAAAAAUAGUAAAAUAUAUUAAACGUGAGAAUGAUUUUUGUAAUCAAAAUAAACAAUUUGACAUAUUUUA
Phyllopteryx taeniolatus (common seadragon) is the source of this 924-nucleotide messenger RNA. Its product is annotated as F-box only protein 48. The transcript is spliced from 3 exons. Bases 109 to 510 code for a protein of 133 amino acids. The record is from RefSeq and is a predicted model, not a curated record. Gene Ontology annotation, cellular component: SCF ubiquitin ligase complex. Gene Ontology annotation, biological process: SCF-dependent proteasomal ubiquitin-dependent protein catabolic process. NCBI's taxonomy places the organism in Eukaryota, Metazoa, Chordata, Actinopteri, Syngnathiformes, Syngnathidae. Gene Ontology annotation, molecular function: protein binding.